Uranotaenia lowii is the source of this 2289-nucleotide messenger RNA. RefSeq lists its product as uncharacterized. Gene Ontology annotation, biological process: proteolysis. Lineage: Eukaryota; Metazoa; Arthropoda; Insecta; Diptera; Culicidae. Bases 1 to 2289 code for a protein of 762 amino acids. The record is from RefSeq and is a predicted model, not a curated record. The transcript has a single exon. Gene Ontology annotation, molecular function: aspartic-type endopeptidase activity.
AUGGACAUGGAUAUUAAAAACGCUCUCCUCCGGCUCAACGAUAUCCUGGCCAACCAGCAGCAGCAGAUGGCAGUUCUCCUGCAGAACAACGCAGUUCCCCAGGCUGAGAAGAAGGAUCCCUCAAUCAACGCUGUGUCCCUCCAUCCCAAGCCUCCCGGGAACAAGACGAAGAAGAUGAAGAGCAUCAGUUCGGUGAAACAUGUUGACAUCUCCAAAAAGCGCAAAUUUGCUAAAGUAAAUUUGAACGGUGUCAAUGUGAAGCUCCAACUCGACUGUGCGGCCGACAUCACCAUAAUUUCAACCGAAACCUGGGCUUGCAUCGGGAAACCAACAAUCAACCCUACGGACAUCGUUGCUGUCAGCGCUUCCGGUGACAAGCUCGACUUGAAAGGAGAGUUUAUCACCGAAGUAACCAUCCGGAACGUCUCCAAACAAGGGUGCAUCUACGUGACCAACCACUCCGAUCUCGACGUGCUGGGUAUCGACCUCAUCGAGUUAUUCAACCUUUGGUCAGUCCCCUUCGACUCGUUGGUGAACUCCAUUAAGAAAUCCGAAGACGUGGCACAACGACUGAAGGUUAAGUUUCCCGAAGUGUUCCAGAGUUCCCUUGGGCUUUGUACCAAAGCACAGGUUACACUCUACCUCAAGCCGGAUUCCCGACAAGUAUACUGCCCCAAGCGCCCGGUAGCCUAUGCCGCUCUCCCGAAGGUGGAUGCUGAAUUCCAAAGGCUACAAGAACGCGGUAUCAUUUCUCCAGUGAGGUUCUCCAAUUGGGCUGCCCUCAUCGUCGUGGUUCGCAAAUCGGACAGCGUCUUUGUUCGAAUUUGCGGCGAUUACUCAACUGGUCUCAACGCAGCUCUACAAUCCGACCGGCAUCCUCUGCCUCAUCCCGACGACAUCUUUACUGCCCUGGCUGGGGCACGCAUUUUCUCCCAAAUCGAUCUGUCGGACGCAUACCUCCAGGUCGAAGUGGAGGAAGAAUCACGCAAGCUGUUGACGGUUAACACCCACCGAGGCCUGUUCCAGUACAACCGUCUUGCUCCAGGUGUAAAAUCGGCACCUGGAGCCUUUCAACGCAUAAUCGACUGCAUGGUAGCUGGCAUUCCAGGUGUAAAAACCUAUCUCGACGAUAUUCUGGUAUCCGGACGAACUCAAGAGGAACACGAUCGCAAUCUGGACGCGACCCUUGAAAGGAUUCGUGAUUACGGGUUUCAUCUACGCAUCGAAAAAUGCCACUUUUCUCUUCCUCAGAUUAAAUUUCUUGGUCACAUCAUCGACAAGGAAGGUCUCCGCCCAGAUCCAGCCAAGACUCGUGCGAUCUCUGAGAUGCCGGCCCCCACGAAUGUGCCACAGCUUCGAUCCUAUCUUGGCGCUAUAAACUAUUAUGGACGGUUUGUAGGCCAAAUCAAAGAGCUCCGUGCGCCGCUCGACCGGUUACUGAAGAAGGACGCCCGCUGGGAAUGGACUCCAGAAUGCCAAAGCUCGUUCGACCGCUUUAAAUCCACUCUGCAGUCCGACCUUCUUUUGACACACUUCGACCCUCGGAAGGAAAUCAUCGUAGCUGGUGAUGCAUCCAAACACGGCUUGGGUGCCGUUAUAAUGCAUCGAUUUCCCAACGGUUCCAUCAAACCCAUCGCUCACGCUUCAAGAUCGUUGACACCUGCUGAGGUUAACUAUGGCCAAAUCGAGAAGGAAGCUUUGGCACUCAUCUUUGCUGUCACGCGCUUCCACAAAAUGGUUUAUGGUCGCAGGUUCACACUUCAAACCGACCACAAGCCCCUCCUGAAGGUUUUCGGCAGCAAGAAAGGGAUUCCGGUGUACACAGCAAAUCGACUCCAACGCUGGGCGUUGACUUUGUUGCUCUACAACUUCGAAAUCCAGUUCGUUCCAACCGCAAGCUUUGGACACGCCGAUCUUCUCUCUCGUCUGAUGGAUUCCCACAAGAAAUCGGACGGAGAAUAUGUCAUCGCAGCGAUACAGAUGGAGACAGACUUGAAAACUAUUUUCGAAGGGUCCAUCUCCAACCUGCCGGUUACAUCGGACAUGAUCUCCAAACAAUCAGCAGAGGAUCCAACACUUCAAGAAGUAUUCAACUAUAUCCAGAACGGUGGCCCGAAUCUGCGAAAACAAUCGCCGAUCCAACAGUACGACAGUUUUUCUCCAGACGUGACAGCCUACAAGUUUUUCAAGACUGCAUCAUGUUUGGUGACCGUGUCGUCGUUCCAGCCUGGUGCCGAAAACGAAUACUUCGCCAGCUACACCGAGGACACCCUGGAAUGGAGCGCAUGA